AUGAGCCACGACGCGAGCGGCGAUGCGGCCGCACUCUGCCUGCCUAUGCUGCUGAAAACACCACCGGGCCAGCUGAAGAAUGUAUUGCAUGAUGUAAAGGGGAUUGUGAGUGCCUCGCCGGGCGCCGUGUCCGAGGACGCUCUGCUCGCCCAAGCUCAGCCGUUCCUGGAACAACAUAGCCAUGACCAGCUUGCUGUCGCGCCCAUCGAGCACAAUGGCAAGAAGGACGAUGCAAUUGUAUGCGAAGCUGGUAAGCUGAGCACACCUAAGGGUGCGCGAUACGUCCAUCCUCGCCUGCAAUGCACGUUCCAAUACGAUCAUGCGCAGGAGCUGGCCUCGGAUGUGCAGCCCUUCUCUGACGCGCACGAGCUCGAGGCGCUGCGUGCAGCGCUUGACGAAAAGCUGGGAAAGUAUGUGUACAACCACUUCCACACGGGCGUCUCGUCCGUCUUUCGCCCGACCGCCUUGGCGAUUGCUGAUCACCUUCCGGAGCCGGGUGUGGAGACGGUCGGCGUGGAGAAUGAGGACGUCGAGACCGAGACGAAGGACGAAAUGAUCGAGGAGGCCAGCAAGGCGAAGGACGAGGAAAACGCAAAAGAGACUCUUGCCGAAGCACAAGAGACUACCGAAGCACAAGAGCCUGCCGAUGCAGACAAUGCAAUGGACACGGAUGCGCCUUCUGAGCCGAAGGCGGAGCCUGCCGAAGCCGCGCCUGCCGAAGCCGCGCCUGCCGAAGCCGCGCCUGCCGAAGCCGCGCCUGCCGAAGCCGCGCCUGCCGAAGCCGCGCCUACGGAGGCCACGCCUGCAAAAGCUACGGCCACGAGUGCUGCCGAGGCGGCUCCUGCUGCCCCCACCGAAUCGGCUCCUGCGGCGCUCACGGUGCACAUUGUCGGCAACAAGUACAAUCUGCGCAACUUCUGGUCGGGGCGCUGGCGCUCGACUUAUACCAUCGACCCCAAGUCGUUUGCCAUUGUCCAGGCCGCGAUCUAUGUGGACUCGCACUACUUUGAGAACGGCAACGUGCAGCUCCAUGCCGAGAACCACGACGUGCCGACUGUCGACGCGCCAGGCACAGAGCCGUCGACGGUCGCCCAGGCGCUAGUCGCUGCGAUCGAGAAGCACGAGCAAGCGUACCAGUCGACGCUAUUCACCGCUACGGACAGCCUUCGCGAGCAGGCGUUCAAGGCUCUGCGCCGCACGCUUCCUAUCACGCGCCAAAAGAUUGACUGGGACAAGGCCGUGUCAUACAAGCUCGGCGCGGAGCUGGCCCAACAAUGA
Malassezia japonica is the source of this 1278-nucleotide messenger RNA. It is a transcript of the gene CAP1, whose product is annotated as F-actin-capping protein subunit alpha. Gene Ontology annotation, cellular component: actin cortical patch; F-actin capping protein complex. The transcript has a single exon. The record is from RefSeq and is a predicted model, not a curated record. Gene Ontology annotation, biological process: actin cytoskeleton organization; barbed-end actin filament capping. Bases 1 to 1278 code for a protein of 425 amino acids. Gene Ontology annotation, molecular function: actin filament binding. Lineage: Eukaryota; Fungi; Basidiomycota; Malasseziomycetes; Malasseziales; Malasseziaceae.